Messenger RNA from Psylliodes chrysocephalus, 1535 nucleotides. Lineage: Eukaryota; Metazoa; Arthropoda; Insecta; Coleoptera; Chrysomelidae. The record is from the annotation of a GenBank genome assembly.
UUGCCACAUUAGCCACGGCUACUUAUCCAAACUUGAGAUGUAGUAGUAGGGAUGCGUCAACCUUCCCAUUAUUGGUCUGUAGACCAAUCAUAUUGCCUAUUCUAACUCAUCUGAUUUGUCUAGGAAGUGGGUCUUUGUUUACGUUUUUCUGAAGUACAUAAAUAAAAACAGUGAAUUUUCAAUUUUCAUAAAUCAGUUGUUUGCAGAGUUGUGAGGAGUUAAUUUUAUUAUAUAUUUUUAAUUGGGUGUAGUCUAGACAAUGAAGCUGUUACUACUUUUUGUUGCCUUUUUUGUGGGAACACAAGCCGUUUCUUUCUUCGAUUUGGUUCAGGAAGAGUGGACCUCAUUCAAGGUGACUCACCAAAAACAAUAUGACAGCGCGACGGAAGAAAGGUUUCGCAUGAAGAUCUUCAUGGAAAAUUCUCACAAGGUUGCCAAACAUAACAAAUUAUAUGCCAUGGGAUUGGUUUCUUACAAAUUAGGUAUGAACAAAUACGCCGAUUUGCUACACAGCGAGUUCGUUCAGGCGUUGAACGGAUUUAACAAGACUAAGAAUAUGUUGGGAGGAGCGGAAUUGGACGAUUCCAUCACAUUCAUAGCACCAGCUAAUGUCAAGAUGCCAGAAGAAGUAGAUUGGCGAACCCAAGGAGCUGUGACAGCUGUCAAAGAUCAAGGCCAUUGCGGGUCUUGCUGGAGUUUCAGUGCAACUGGUUCACUUGAAGGACAAAACUACAGAAAAACUGGAAAACUAAUUUCUCUAUCAGAACAAAACUUGGUCGACUGCUCCACUAAAUAUGGUAACAAUGGUUGCAACGGUGGACUUAUGGACAACGCCUUCCGUUACAUCAAAGACAACCGUGGUAUUGACACAGAAGCUUCUUACCCAUACAAAGCUGAAGAUGAAAAGUGCCAUUACAACCCCAAGUCCAAGGGAGCCACUGAUAAAGGUUUCGUUGAUAUCGAUUCUGGUAACGAAGAAGCUUUGAAAGCCGCUGUUGCUACUGUUGGACCAGUGUCUGUAGCCAUCGAUGCCAGUCAUGAAACCUUCCAGUUGUAUUCUGAAGGAGUAUACUCAGACCCCGAAUGCAGUUCAACCGAAUUAGACCACGGAGUCCUAGUAGUGGGUUACGGAACAGACGAAAAUGGCGUAGAUUACUGGUUGGUCAAAAACUCUUGGGGUCCUAGCUGGGGACAAUCUGGUUACAUCAAAAUGGCCAGGAAUAAGAACAAUGCUUGUGGUAUUGCUACCCAAGCCAGUUAUCCUCUCGUAUAAUAUAUUUCCAAAUCAAAAAAUUAGAAUAGUUUUUCGAAAUUAUUAGCUCUCUUACUAUUUUUUUCUGACAUUCUUUAUUAGUUCCUUUUUUUUAUAACAUUUAUACCAUUUUUAAGUCGUUUUGUGUGUCAGCUAAUGAUGUUUUUUUUUUUGUCAAAAACGUCAUUUAGUUGUGAAUGUGUAUAUUUUUAUCGUUUACGAUCAUUUAUUUAUAGAGGCUGUGCCGUUUUAUUGCAAUAAAACAACUUUAAACUGAUCAUGG